AUGGAGGUGACGUGGGAGGAAAUUGAAACGAACUCGGAAAAAGAUUAUGAGCUUCAACUAGUACGAGUAGCUAUUCAGUUGGAUCAGUGGUCUCCAGAGCUUCGUAGAUAUGAAGCUCAAAAGAAAUAUCUUAAUUUCCUGGGUUUCCUCAUUUUUAAGGAUAACAGAGUCGUCUUACCGAAAUCUCUCCAUCAGCGUGUUAUGAACACAGCACAUGGGGGACACGUCGGCGAAGUAGCGAUGAAGAGAAUCAUGAGAGAUUUCUUCUGGUGGCCUGGAAUGUCAGCAGAUGUAGAGAAAUUCGUAAAAGGAUGUGAAACGUGCAUUCGCCUUUCAAGAAAGAAUCCUCCAGUUCCUCUCAGCAGUAGAAUAUUGCCAGAUGGUCCAUGGCAAAUACUACAAAUCGAUUUUCUCUCGGAACCGGGAUUUGGAUCGGGAGAAUUUUUGGUGGUGGUGGAUAUCUUCUCUCGGUAUUUAUCAGUAGUAGAGAUGAAACACAUGGACGCCGACAGCACGAAUGCAGCGCUUUGCCAGAUAUUCCAGAUUUGGGGCUGUCCUUUGAUACUCCAAAGUGAUAACGGUCCUCCUUUCCAAAGCGCGGCGUUCAUCAAAUUUUGGGAAGACAAGGGCGUCAAAGUACGCAAGUCUAUUCCGCUUAGCCCUCAAUCCAACGGAGCUGUGGAGAGACAAAACCAAGGAAUUACUAAAGCACUCGCAGCGUCCAAAAUUGAAAGAACGAAUUGGAGAAGAGCUCUCCAACUCUAUACUCAUAACCAUAACACUCUGGUUCCGCACUCGAGAUUGGCAGUGACCCCAUUCGAGCUAAUGGUGGGAUGGAAAUUUCGUGGUAUUUUUCCUUGCCUAUGGAGCAAUACAAGUAAGAUGCUGGAUCACACUGACAUCCGGGAACGAGAUGCUGAAACGAAACUAGUUAGUAAAAAGGACGCAGAUUCAGCAAGAGGAGCGAAAACAUCAGAUAUACGGAUUGGAGAUACUGUGUUCUUAGCUCAACUCAAGAAAUCCAAGACUGAUCCUGUGUUUUCAUCUGAGCAGUACAAAGUCGUUGCAAGAGACGGUCCAAAAAUCGUUGUAAUGAGCAGAAGCGGCAUUCAGUAUGCACGUAACGUACAAGAUGUCAAAAGGGUCCCCAUGGUAACACAAAGUGAUGAAAUUUCCGCGAGCGUUUUUCCGUCCGAGGAGGAUGAGUUGCUGGUUUUUCCGGAGGGUAGUAGUAGUAUUCCUGCACAAACACAUCCGAACAGAACCGUCGAUGUUCCACCGCUUGAUGAUUCUAAUGCUGAUCUGGGUUUGAAUCCGGUACCGCAAGCAUCUGCUUCGAAAGGACUACGACGACGAGAGAUCAUCAAACGACCAAGCAGAUUCGACAAUAAUUUUGUGUACGCAGUUUUUCAAUAA
Molecule: messenger RNA, 1416 nt
Organism: Ochlerotatus camptorhynchus
Lineage: Eukaryota; Metazoa; Arthropoda; Insecta; Diptera; Culicidae
Exons: 1
Coding region: 1-1416 (471 amino acids)
Biological process (GO): DNA integration
Molecular function (GO): nucleic acid binding
Source: RefSeq, a predicted model, not a curated record